AUGCCAGCUCCUACCUACGAGGAACUUGAGAAGGAAGUCACGGUCGAUGACCUUGACUUCUCUGAUUUGGAGGCCAAGUACGCCGUCAGCUCCGACUUGGGGCUCGACAACUACGUGGUUGUGGACGGUACUCCAAAGGCUCCAGCUUCUAAAGCUCCAUUGUUAGAGAAAGUUUUGAGAAAGUUUUUGAGCAAAGUCGGUGAAAUUGUCGAGGGCGAGGCCGGUUUGUACCUUCCAGUCGAGGACAACAUGACCAAGGGCUACAUUUUUGUUCAGUACAAGAAGCCAGAGAGCGCUAAUGCAGCUGUUCUGACCUUCCACAACAAGCCUUUCGAUGCCAAGCACAAGUUGCUUGUCAACAAAUUCGCCGAUGUCGAGAGAUACUGUAACGAUGGUAACGUUGCCGACGAGUUCGUUGAGCCAGAGGUGCCUCCAAUGAAGGAGACCGGUUACUUGAAGUCUUGGUUGCAAGAUGACGCUGGUCGUGACCAGGCUGCCUUGCACUUUUCUGAAACCGUGGGUGUUUACUGGACCAACAAGAAGGUUGACCCCAAGGCCGUCACCGAGCCAAGAAAGGGCUUCACUUCCAAGUACGCCAAGUUCUCUCCAAAGGGUACCUACUUGUUUUCGAUUCACCCACAGGGUGUUCAGUCCUGGGGUGGUGCCAACUUUGACAGUGUCAGCAAAUUUGUGCACCCGCAGGUUCGUUUGAUUGACUUCUCUCCCAACGAGAAGUACAUGGUGACCUUGUCCCCUGCCCCAAUCACCAUGCCUACCAACGCCGAGGAGGCUGCUAACUUCCCAUUCGGUCCUGAGUCUGAAGGCCACAAAUUGGUCAUUUGGGACUUGACUACCGCUGAGGUUGCCAGAACAUUUGCUUUGCCUCCUCACUUGGAGAACCAGAAAGACAUGCCAUGGCCUCUUGUGAAGUGGUCUUUCGAUGACAAGUACUGUUGUCGUCAAGGCCCAGAUGCCUUGGCUGUCUACGAGACCCCCUCUUUCCAGUUGUUGGACAAGAAGUUGGUGAAGAUCGACGGUGUUGUCGACUUUGAGUGGGCUCCAGCUGGUGUCCACUUGUUGGGCUCUAGAGAGGAGCACGGCGAGCACGUCUUGUCCUACUGGACCCCUGAAACAGCCAACCAGACCGCCAGAGUUGCUCUUAUGCAAAUUCCAUCCAGAAGAGUUCUUAGAACUGUCAACUUGUUCCAGGUCAGCGAUUGUAAGAUGCACUGGCAGGACGAGGGUAAGUUCUUGUGUGUGAAGGUGGACCGUCACACCAAGUCCGGUAAGACGUUCUUCUCCAACCUUGAGUUUUUCAGAACCACAGAGAGAGACAUUCCUGUUGAGAAGUUGGAGUUGAAGGACGUGUGUAUCAAUUUCGCAUGGGAGCCUGUUUCCGAUAGAUUCGUCACCAUCAGCAGGUUGGAUGACGGUAACAACAACCCAGCCAUUCCAAAAAACCUGGUUUCUUUCUACUCGACAGAGCCUGCCACGAAGAACAAGGCAGCCAAGUUCAGAGUACUCUCAAAGGUCGAGAACAAGCACUCCAACACGCUCAGUUGGUCGCCUAGAGGCAGAUACAUUGUCGUCGCUACCAUCGCCAAGUCUUCUGGUGAGUUGGAAUUCUACGACACCAACUUCGAGGACGAGACCACCAAGAAGCCUACAGUCAAGUUGCUCAAGGCCGAGAAGUUCGGCGGUAUGACCAACAUUUCUUGGGACCCAUCUGGAAGAACCGUUGCUGCCUGGUCUUCUUCGUGGGUGCACGCCAUCGAAAACGGUUACAGAUUGUACGAGUUCACCGGUGAGCAGUUGAGAGACGACUCGAUGGACCAGUUCAAGGACUUCAUCUGGAGACCCAGACCUGCGUCUAUGCUCACGGCUGCCGACCAGAAGAAGGUCAAGAAGCAGUUGCGUGAGUACAGCGCCCAGUUUGACGAGAUUGACGCCAUGGAGGCCGAUGCUGCCACCAGAGAGGCCAUCUUGUUGCGCCGUAGACUCCUCGAAGAAUGGAAGGAGUACCGUGCCAAGCACGCGGGCAAGAAGGUUGAGGACCACGACGUGGAGGCCGAGAUUGUCGAGGAGAUCAAGGAGGAGAUCAUCGAGGAGACCGAGGAGUUGGUGGAGUAA
Molecule: messenger RNA, 2130 nt
Organism: Candidozyma duobushaemuli
Lineage: Eukaryota; Fungi; Ascomycota; Pichiomycetes; Serinales; Metschnikowiaceae
Gene: PRT1
Product: translation initiation factor eIF3 subunit b
Exons: 1
Coding region: 1-2130 (709 amino acids)
Biological process (GO): translational initiation
Cellular component (GO): eukaryotic translation initiation factor 3 complex
Molecular function (GO): RNA binding; translation initiation factor activity; translation initiation factor binding
Source: RefSeq, a predicted model, not a curated record